Messenger RNA from Dacryopinax primogenitus, 643 nucleotides. Its product is annotated as Cyanase. The transcript is spliced from 5 exons. Gene Ontology annotation, molecular function: DNA binding; cyanate hydratase activity. The coding region runs from base 46 to 534 and encodes 162 amino acids. The record is from RefSeq and is a predicted model, not a curated record. NCBI's taxonomy places the organism in Eukaryota, Fungi, Basidiomycota, Dacrymycetes, Dacrymycetales, Dacrymycetaceae.
CCACCUCCAGCUCCUCGCUUUCAUCAUCACUACCACAAAGCACAAAUGGACACAAAGAGCGCAACAGGCCCUUUUGCCAACCUCCCCCCGGUCUUGCAGCUCCUACAUGAAGCCAAAGCAGCCCAACGCAAGACCUUUGCCGAGCUCGCCGAAGCACUAGGGAAAGCCGAGAUAUGGGUCGCAGCGCUCUUCUAUGGACAAGCCAAGCCCUCCCCUCAGGACCUUCAAACCCUGUCCUCUGUGCUCCAGGUCCCUUUGAUCAAGCUCAGAGGCAUAGGUGGCCUGGGGAAAGAGUGGUGGCCGUACCGUGGCUUGGGGGGUGGGAUCCCGACGGACCCGUUGAUAUACAGGCUUUAUGAGGGUGUGUUGGUUUACGGACAUCCGAUCAAGGCGGUCAUACACGAAAAGUUCAACGGGGACGGGAUAAUGAGCAUGAUCGAUUGCCGCGUGUCGGUUGAGAAAAAGGAGGACCCGAAGGGGGACAGGGUGGUCUUGACUUUUGAUGGGAAGUUCUUGCCUUAUGCGGUUUGGUGAGCGGUUUGGAGGGACGGGGGUUGGCAGAGAUAUGAGUAGGCAGAUGUAUGAGUUGGCAGAGGGAAGUUUGUCAGACGAAAGGGAUUGGAAUGGAUUAACAAGAGAGAUU